Molecule: messenger RNA, 314 nt
Organism: Rotaria sp. Silwood2
Lineage: Eukaryota; Metazoa; Rotifera; Eurotatoria; Philodinida; Philodinidae
Source: the annotation of a GenBank genome assembly
AUGACAACCAAUGCUGAGUUAGCUGAUAUCGAAAUUCGAUGUAUUCCAGAUAAUCCACAUGCUAUUUCUGGCGUCUUGCUUACAAAAAAAGCUCGUUUCGACAUUGAAACAAAAAGUAAAGGAGAGACAACCAAACUAACACCACUGAAUUUAGUACUCAUUCUUGAUCGCAGCGGAUCCAUGGAAUUAGACAAUAAAUUAACGUUUGCAAAAAAAGCUGUGAUUUCGGUUCUUAAUCUUCUUCACGAUGAUGAUAUAGUUCAUCUUGUUGCAUAUGAUGCUGACGUAUCUGUCAUCUUUGAAAAUGCACGAGC